Molecule: messenger RNA, 6722 nt
Organism: Cryptotermes secundus
Lineage: Eukaryota; Metazoa; Arthropoda; Insecta; Blattodea; Kalotermitidae
Gene: Top2
Product: DNA topoisomerase 2
Exons: 28
Coding region: 190-4926 (1578 amino acids)
Biological process (GO): resolution of meiotic recombination intermediates; DNA topological change; sister chromatid segregation
Cellular component (GO): nucleus
Molecular function (GO): DNA binding; ATP binding; DNA topoisomerase type II (double strand cut, ATP-hydrolyzing) activity
Source: RefSeq, a predicted model, not a curated record
UUCACACAAUUGUAUACUUAGAAAAACUGAAAGUGGUUAAUUUCUUACCAUUUUUCGUUUUUAUUAUUGUUGUGGUCUGUCAGCAGUUGUGUUCACUUGUAUGUAUGUGUAUUGUGAUAGUUUUAAGGCCAAUUUCUCCCUAAACUUUUGAGAAAUACACUUUUACAACCAAAGGUUUUUAAUCCCAACAUGGCAACUGAGGUGCUAAAUGGGCAGGUGCCAGAGAUGAUGAGUGGAGGGGAUGUCGCUCCUAAGAAGCCACCAAAUAAGAAGCUCACAGUUGAAAAGAUUUAUCAGAAGAAAUCUCAGCUGGAGCAUAUUUUGCUCAGACCAGACACAUAUAUUGGUUCUGUUGAGCCUGUAGUGGAAACCAUGUGGCUGUAUGACGAAGAACAAGAUGCAAUGGUCCAGAAAGAAAUUUCAUAUGUUCCCGGUCUUUACAAAAUCUUUGAUGAAAUUCUUGUAAAUGCUGCUGAUAAUAAGCAGCGAGAUCCCAAAAUGGACUGUAUAAAAAUAGAAAUAAAUCCAGAGAAGAAUAUAAUAUCAAUAUGGAAUAAUGGGCAAGGAAUUCCAGUUGUUGAACAUAAGGAUGAAAAAAUGUUUGUACCUACUAUGAUCUUUGGUCAUCUCUUGACAUCUUCCAACUACAAUGAUGAAGAGGAGAAGGUGACAGGAGGCAGAAAUGGUUAUGGUGCGAAGCUUUGUAAUAUAUUCAGCACAAUGUUUAUAGUAGAAACCGCAGCUAAGGAAUAUAAGCGCAGUUUUAAACAGGUUUGGGGCAGUAACAUGUCCAAAACUUCCGAGCCUAGAAUUAAAGAUCACACAGGAGAGGAUUUCACAAAAAUUACCUUCUCACCAGACUUGUCAAAGUUCAGAAUGGAGACCUUGGAUAAAGACAUUGUAGCUCUGAUGUCCAAAAGAGCUUUUGAUGUGGCAGCUUCAACACGUGGAGUGAAGGUGUAUCUGAACGGGAAGAGACUACCGGUGAAGUCUUUUAAGGAUUAUGUAGAAUUGUACCUGAAAGGGAAGGAAGAUGAUCAGGGAAAUCCACUGAAGUGCGUGUAUGAAAAUGUGAAUCCAAGAUGGGAAGUUGCAGUGUCCUUGUCAGAGAAAGGAUUUCAACAAGUGUCUUUUGUGAACAGUAUUGCCACCACAAAGGGUGGGCGUCAUGUGGAUCAUAUUGCAGAACAUAUAGUCAAACAGCUGAUAGAAACAUUGAAGAAGAAGAACAAGGGAGGCCUACAGAUUAAACCCCAUCAAGUAAAGACUCAUCUUUGGGUGUUUGUUAAUUGUUUGAUUGUGAAUCCUACAUUUGAUUCACAGACAAAAGAAACUAUGACACUUCAAGCAAAGAACUUUGGAUCAAAAUGUAAUCUGUCAGAUAAAUUUAUUACCAAUGUUACAAAAUCUAGCAUUGUAGAAGCCGUGUUGACAUGGGCUAAAUCCAAAGCAGAGAAAGACCUUCAGAAGCAGUGCAGUAGCAAGAAGCAGAACAAAUUGAAAGGAGUUCCAAAGCUGGAAGAUGCAAAUGAUGCGGGUUCUAGGAAUUCAUUGGACUGUACACUAAUUCUCACUGAAGGAGACUCAGCCAAAACACUGGUUGUGUCUGGUCUUGGUGUCGUUGGCAGAGACAAAUAUGGAGUGUUCCCACUUCGUGGUAAAUUGCUGAAUGUCAGGGAGGCAACACAUAAGCAGAUCAAGGAAAAUCAAGAAAUCGGUAAUGUUAUAAAGAUCCUUGGUCUGCAGUACAAAAUGAAAUAUGAAUCCAUAGAUGAUCUGAAAACCCUAAGGUAUGGAAAGCUUAUGAUCAUGACAGAUCAAGAUCAGGAUGGGUCUCAUAUAAAAGGUCUGCUGAUCAACUUCAUUCAUCACAACUGGCCAUCGCUGUUGAAAUUGCCAUUUCUUGAGGAGUUUAUUACUCCCAUCGUGAAAGCAACAAAAGGCUCAACAGAACUCUCAUUUUACUCACUCCCAGAAUUUGAAGAGUGGAAGGCCUCAACGAACAACUGGCACACAUACAAGAUAAAGUACUACAAAGGUUUGGGAACCUCCACUUCUAAAGAGGCAAAAGAAUAUUUUUCUGAUAUGCAGCGACAUCGAAUUAAGUUUAAGUAUGGAGGUCCAAACGACGAUCAUUGCAUCAAUAUGGCUUUCAGUAAGAAAUGCGCAGAGCAACGAAAAGAGUGGCUUACAAGUUGGAUGGAAGACACCAAACGUAGACGUGAAUUAGGCCUUCCAGAGCAGUACUUGUAUGAGAAGGACACAAAGUCAGUUAACUAUUCGGAUUUUGUCAACAAGGAGCUGGUACUCUUCAGCAAUUGUGACAAUGAACGUUCCAUACCAAGUUUGGUUGAUGGUCUGAAACCAGGACAGAGAAAGGUGCUCUUCACUUGUUUGAAGCGUGCUGACAAGCGUGAGAUCAAGGUGGCUCAGCUUGCAGGUUCUGUUGCAGAACAUUCAUCAUACCAUCAUGGUGAACAGUCACUCAUGUCCACAAUUGUCAACUUGGCCCAAAAUUUUGUUGGUAGCAACAAUAUCAACCUCCUGCAGCCUAUUGGCCAAUUUGGUACUCGGCUUUCUGGUGGCAAGGAUUCGGCAAGUCCUAGAUACAUCUUCACGUUGCUGAGUCCUCUUACAUCGUUCAUAUUCCAUCCACAUGACAUGCCACUGUUGAAGCAUAAUUAUGAUGAUAGUCAGAAGAUAGAACCUGUAUGGUACAUUCCCAUCAUCCCAAUGGUUUUGGUGAACGGUGCUGAUGGUAUUGGUACUGGCUGGAUGACUAAGAUCCCCAACUACAAUCCACGAGAGAUUGUUAAGAACCUCAAGCUGAUGCUUGAUGAUCAAGAGCCUGAACCAAUGGUUCCGUGGUGGAAGAACUUCACUGGUGUGGUUGAACCUCUUGUUGAUAAGAGAUACAUUAUAUAUGGAGAAAUUGCUGUCAUAGGUGAAGAUAAACUGGAGAUAACAGAAUUGCCCAUUGGAACAUGGACACAGACGUACAAAGAAUCUGUGCUGGAACCUUUGCUGCAUGGAGCAAAUGAAAAAACUCCUCCUUCCAUAACUGAUUACAAAGAAUACAACACUGAUACAACAGUGAAAUUUGUUGUGACAAUGAAUCCUGAAAAACGGAGGGCAGCUGAAGCGGAAGGACUGCAUAAAUUCUUCAAACUCCAAACAACAGUGUCAUUGUCAUCUAUGUGUGUUUUUGAUGAGAACUGCUGUAUGAGGAAAUUUGAAUCUGUAGAGUUGAUUAUGAAAGAAUUUUUCAAAGUCCGUCUUGCCUACUAUGAAAAGAGGAAGAAGUAUCAUGAAGGAAUGUUGCAGGCUGAGUCACGGAGACUCAGCAAUCAAGCAAGGUUUAUAAUUGAGAAAUGUGACGGAACGCUUGUCAUCGAAAACAAGAAGAUGAAGGUAAUGAUUGAAGAGCUGAAGAGAAACGGUUAUGAUCCUGAUCCAGUGGCAGUGUGGAAAAUGAAACAGAAUAAAGCUGAAGCUCUUGAAAAUGGAAUGAUGGAGAACGAAGAUGCAGAAGGUUCACAGUUGGAUGACGGAUCUGAUGUAGGAGGAGGUUACAAUUAUCUCCUUGCGAUGGCAUUGUAUACAUUGACAGAAGAGAAGAAGGAAGACUUGCUGCGGAAACGUGAUGAUAAACUGACUCAACUUAAGAUCCUACAAACCAAAAGUCCUGCAGCCUUGUGGAAGGAAGAUCUGGAUGUAUUUCUUGAGCAGCUGGAUAAGGUUGAGGCAAAGGAGAAAGAAGAUGAGUUGGGUGUAAGCUCAGGGAAGACAACAAAAGUAGGUAAAAAGUUUGGUGGAUCAAAGAAAAAGGAAAUGUUGACUGCAGCAGAGACAAAACCAUCUCCACAAGGACGUCGAGUCAUCCCUAAAAUAGAUGUGAAACUUAAGGAGAAAUUUGAAAAGGAAACAUUAUCAAAAGAAAACAAAGGAAAAAGGGCGAGGAAAGAAAAGCUGCUUAUUGAAGAAAAGGACGAGUUUGAUAUGAUGGAUGGAAACCAGAAAACAUUGGCAGAUCGUUUGGGCACGUCACCUGAAGAUAUAGAAAAGAAAAUGAAUGCAAAACGAAAAGAGGUAAAGCAAAGAAAACCACGGAAGGAGUCAUCAUCUCGUUCACCUAAGAAAAAGGGUAAAGGCAAGAAUCCGUGGGAAACUGAUUCAGAAGUGGAAGAUGAAGAAUUGAGUUCUGAAGAUGACGGUGUGUCCCGACCACCACCAAGGACAACAAGCCGUAGAACAGCAGCUGCCAACAUUAAAUUUAAAUAUGACAGUGAUGACGAGGAAGAUGAUGAUGAGUUUGAGCUUCAUGACAACAGUCUCGAGAAUGGAGGACACGUUCCUGUCCAUGAUGCAAACUUGGAUACUGUUAAGUCAAAGACACUUGAUAUAAGUGACACAGAUAGUGAAUUUGAAAUGAAAAAUGGCAGUAAUAAGCAUCCCCUCUCAGAUUCGGAUGAUGACUUCACUAGUAAGCGGAAACCUCGGCCAUUGAAAGAAGUGUCUUCAGAUGCGAUGUUUGAUUCACUGAUAAGUGGGAGUGGUACUGGGGAAGGGAUAGUCAAAACAGCUGCAGCUGUCUUGUCUUCAGAAGAGGAUGCUCCUCCAGUACCUCAGAAGAAACAGGAAGCCCUGAAGAAAACAACUCUCUUCAAGUCUAGUACACAUGAAAGCAAACCUAAGAAGGCUCCUAAAAAAGCAGCACCCAAGAAGAGGAAUGUUUCUGAUUCUGAUGAAGAUAUGUUUGCAGUGUCUAAGAAAAAGAAAUCAAAAAAGAAAGUAUCAUCUGAUGAAGACGAUGAUGAAGAUGAUGGUUAUGUUCCACCACCUAGAUCUUCUGCCAGUGGCAGAGCUCGCAAACCAGUAAAGUACAAUUUUGGUGAUGAAGAUGAUGAUGAUGAUGAUGAUGAUUAGAAGAUUCAUAUCUCAACAACAUAUUUGGAACACAAAUUUUUUAACGACUUACUUCAUUGCAAGUUAAUGGAUUAGCAGGAGCCAAUGAACCAGUUUUAAUGUUGUUUGUUGUGAGGUGUAACUUAUGAAUAAAUCCAGAAAGGUAUGUAUGUGUGUGUUUUGUGAUAUCUUAACACGCUGCGAUAAUGACCAAUGCUCCUGCUCGUAAGUUCUUAAUUACAUGAAAGCAGUGUGUGUAAACUGGCGAAAAUGUUUUUAUCUCUGUAAGGAGGUAAGUGUUAACCAUCACCUUUCAUAUUUAUAGUUUUUAAACUUCAGUUUGGUGACAGGAAAAGCUUUCAUUUAUUUUUAUUUAAGUAUUUAUAUCUGUUCGCUUUUCUUAAUUGAAGAAACAAGAAAUUAGAGUAAUAGUAAUGUAAAUACUGUAAUACUGUACUGCUAAGUUGUGGCUGUUGUGUGUUUUUAAUGCUGUGCUUCAUUCAAAAUGUGUGGAGUGCACAUAAACAGGUGAAAAGCAGGUACCAGGAUGAAUUUAGUGUGGAGUUCACAUUGCGCUGACUAUUCUGCGCUUUUCAUUGUGUCUUAACCAGCUGCUGUUACAGUGAAGAGAGACAUUGUUGGUACUGUGCAAGAAGUACUUCCUUGGCCUGUAAGCCAAAGAGAAGCAAACACCAUACUGCCUAUCACCAGUGUUUGUUUACAUGUGCUCCAUAGACAUUUCGAAUAGAGUAUAGUAAUAUCUAGUAUUAGCAUUCCGUAUAUCAUUUUUAUAGUCACUAUGUGGGCUAUUUCUAUUUUUAAUGUUAAAAUUGUAUUUUAGUUUAGAAACACUACUCUUAUACUACAGAAUAUUCCAGGUAGUGAUGAGCUGAUGUGAGUAUACUGAAUACAGUUAACCAUUUUGGACUUACCAUGUACACUGGUGUACAAGACAUGCAUAAGACAACCCAGGAUGUUCAACUAAAAAUUUAAGUUUUGGAUAUAUUUGCCAGUAAAGUGGCCACAAAAUACAUGUUUUAACUAAAUUUAAUAAAAUCCUGACUGUUGUAACUGGUUUGAUGAACCUCAACUUUCCUGUGAUGAGCAACUUUGCUUUUACCUUUGCACUGAAAGUUGCGUGGAUUGUUGCUUGACUCUGUUACAUCAGCCAUUGCAAGUGGCAUAUAGUGUUGAGUUCAUCCUGACAACUUUGCAGUUACAGUAAUUGUGGUUGUGUUAUCCAAGCACACUCAAUUUUAUUUUAUUAUGAUCUCUGUGUUAAUUAUGUGAACAAAACUUUUGUCUGACUUAAUGGAAAUUGUUAAGCACAAAGUAGCUUUUAAGAAUUUGAAGUUCACAUUUUAUGCUUCACAUGUGGGACAGUCCCUUGUUUCGGAGGGCUGUUCUUAAGCUCGGAAGGUCAUCUUAUAGACCAGUAUGUUUUGUAGUAAUAAUAUGUUAUUAAUUAGAAAUAAAUCAAGUGGUUAUGCUGGGCUCUCAUAUCACACAUUGCUAAUUGAAACUGAAUAUAUUUUCAUGUGAAUCUUCAAGCCUAAAGUAAUAAUUGUUCUCUGGAACAUAAUGACUUGUGAAUUAUUCUAGGUGUACAUACCAUAACUCAACCAGAAGGGAACUAGGCCUAUAGUGAAUGUAUUCACACUUGAACAUCUUCACUUUUGAGCCUUAGUAUUACCCUGUGACUGAAUUACAUAUUAAACAGUUUUGUACAUGACAUGGAAAACUAGUUUUAUUCUGUGAUUAGUACAAGCUCUUUAAUCACAUGUUUGUAAAAAAAAAUACACAUUUUUAAGGAUUUA